AUGACUCAUUAUCAAAAUAUUCUUACCGGUCGAUAUGAUGUUGAUUUGAACGAAACUAUCAAUGAAAGUGACCGCGGUUUACCUCAGCAAGAUAGGAAUAUUGCUUCAAGUUAUGGACUAGAUAAUUAUUUUGGUCAGUCCUCACACUUUCAAAUGAUGGAAAAUGUCGGGACAUCCUCAAAUUUUCAUGUCUCGCCUACUUUUGAUACAGAUGAUUGUCGGGAAAAUAUCACACAAGAUGAGCCCAUUGAUCCUGUGAAUAUCGAUGAUCGUGACCUUCCAAAUUACGGCUCACCUUCAGCUAGUGAUAGUGAUGAUUUGCCUAAUGCCGAGGAAUCAGGAGAUAAUGUUCCAUUUGAGGUAUCAUCUAGUGAUGAUGAUUUUUUAAUGCCCAAUCGGUCGCCAAGACCAAUGUCCAUGAGUCCUUUUUGUAGUCAUGAAAUUCCUUAUCUGGAUCAUCUCCAAGAUGGUCCAGAUAUCUUUGGCGAUACACAUGAUGAAUAUACAUCACAACGUACAUGGGGUGAACCGGAAGAUUUCAUGAAUGGUGUUAUUUAUAUUGAAAAAGGCAUGUUGUUCAAUUCAAAGAAGCAGUUGCAAAGAGCAGUUAAGCUUCUACAUUUAAAGAUAGCGAGGGAGUACUUUGUUAUUAAAUCGACAAAGAAAUCAUGGCGACUUGUUUGCAGGCGUGUAGAACAAGGAUGUCGAUUUAGGCUAACUUCUUUUAAUGAUAAACAUACUAACAUGUGGAAAGUUGGAAGAUACAUUAAAGAACAUACAUGUGAUAUGGGUACGUGCCGCGAUGGACAUUUCAACUUGGAUGUUGAGAUGAUUGCUAACGUCCUUCGUGUUGAUAUAGAAAAAACGCCAAGGUUUCCCAUCAAAGAUUGUCAAACAGCGGUUCUUAAAGCAUAUGGCAUUUCGAUAAGCAGAAAAAAAGCAUAUCUUGGUCGCAAGCGUGCUUUUGAAAAAGUCUAUGGUACUUGGGAGGGUUCUUUUUCCGAGUUGCCGAGGUUCAUGGAAGCUUUGAAACACUUCAAUCCCGGAACAAUAGUUGAAUGGAAAACAGAGCGGCGUGUCGAUGUCAUUGAAGAUGUAUUCAACUAUGUGUUCUGGACUUUUAAACCAUGCAUUGAUGGGUUUGUGUUUUGUCGUCCUGUUAUAUCGAUCGACGGAACACAUGUCUAUGGAAAAUAUGAUAUCAAGUUGUUGAUUGCGAUUGCAACGGAUGGUAACGGCUCAAUAUUACCUUUGGCAUUUGCAAUAGUUGCGAAUGAGAGCAUGGAGACAUGGAGUUUAUUUUUGGAUCAUUUGCACUUGCACGUUGUCAAGGGUCGUAGAGGUGUGGCAUUGAUUUCAGAUAGGCAUCACGGAAUACUCUCAUCCGUGUAUAAUUCUCCCAAUUGGCAGGCCCCAUUUGGGUUCCAUCGUUUUUGUUUAAGACAUUUGAAGGCCAAUUUUCAAAAAAAAUUCAAAAAUGUCAUUUUAAACAACCUUUUAUGGGCAGCUGCAAAUCACUGUCAGGAGAAAAAGUUUUUGGAAAAAAUGGAGAUGAUCAAGGAGAUUAACCCGGAAGCAUAUGUGUGGUUAAUGAAGAACGAUCUUGACAAAUGGACAUUGCACAUGGAUGGAGGUAGGAGAUGGGGCAUGUUGACAACAAACAGUUCCGAGUCAUUCAAUGGUCUUCUUAAGUCAGCCAGGGGCCUGCCAGUUACUGCAAUGGUAAGACUCACUUACAAUCAGAUUGUGAACCGAUUUGUUACAAGAUCAAAAUUUGUCAAUCAGCUAGUGCAACAAAAGCAACAAUGGAUGCCUAAACCAUUCAAGAUUUUUGAGGAUAAUCGAAAAAAGUCACAGCGUCACACACUUAUCAACUAUCACCAACAAAGGGAAAACAUAUUUGAGGUGCAGACACAUAUGCAUCAUGGCAGUGGUGGUAAUAAGCACAUUGUAAAUGCAUCACAAGGAAAAUGUCAAUGUGGUAAAUGGCAAUCAUACCACAUUCCGUGUUCUCAUGCAAUAAAGGGAUUUGACCAAAUUGGGUAUCAAGCAUGGGAGCAUAUGGCACCAGAAUUUAGCGUGCGUAGCUACAAAAAAGCCUACUCUGGACAAUUCAAUCCACUCGGCGGUGAAAAAUAUUGGCCUGAUAGUCCUUUUCUUAUGAUAGCAAAUAAAAAAUAUUUACGAAAAGUGGGCGUAAAUAAAAUCACCCGUAUACAUAAUGAAAUGGAUGUUCCCGCAAGUACACUUACUCGCAAAUGUUCAACGUGCAAACAAAUAGGCCAUGAUAGGCGUAACUGUCCUUCACAAGCUCGAAACGCCUCAUAUGGUGGUAGUAGCUAA
This is a messenger RNA of Solanum verrucosum, 2343 nucleotides long. RefSeq lists its product as uncharacterized. Lineage: Eukaryota; Viridiplantae; Streptophyta; Magnoliopsida; Solanales; Solanaceae. The transcript has 4 exons. Gene Ontology annotation, molecular function: zinc ion binding. The record is from RefSeq and is a predicted model, not a curated record. Bases 1 to 2343 code for a protein of 780 amino acids.